Messenger RNA from Plutella xylostella (diamondback moth), 1133 nucleotides. Lineage: Eukaryota; Metazoa; Arthropoda; Insecta; Lepidoptera; Plutellidae. The record is from RefSeq and is a predicted model, not a curated record.
UUACGUACAUGUCGAUUUGGUCAGUCCUAUAUCGCCGUGUGUCACUCCAAUAGUUAGAGUGAAUGUGGACUCUUUGUGGAGUGGAUGUUACAGUAAAAGUGCGAAAACAAUAAACGUGCUAAAUUCAUGAUACAGAUCGGCGCUGCAAUGGGCUUGACUCUGAAGACCUGUCUGUUGAUGCUGAGCCUGCAGCUGGCGCUGUCCGGCGCGCAGGAGGCGGCCAAGCGAGCCCCCUCGGGCUUCCUCGGCAUGCGCGGGAAGAAGUACUACAGCGCGGAGACCGAACACUUCUUCAAACGAAAACCACAGUUCUUCGUCGGAGUCAAAGGGAAGCGGACCUACCAGGAUCUCAUGGCGGAACUGUACAAACGAGCACCAAUGGGCUUCGUCGGAAUGCGAGGAAAGAAAGAUGACGUGGCAGAUUUUAAUUAUCCGGAGUACAAGCGCGCGCCUAUGGGGUUUGUGGGGAUGAGAGGAAAGAAAGAGUCUGACUUUGGAUAUAACCAGCAAAGCUACGAGUACUUUCCAAAGCAAGCGUCCUUGAUCGGCCAGAUAGACUACUCCGUCAACGAAGAUUUACAGAGAGAACCAGCGUUUCCAUUACUCGAUCAUUUCUUAGACAAUUACCUUCGACAGCUUAAGGAGGAGGAUACAGGGGGUGCCAACGUUUCCAACCAGGAUCCUAGUGACUCGAACCAGACGAGGGAGGUCACCGACCCUGACUCAGGAUCAGAAGAGAUGCCCAAUGACGUAGACAAGCGAGCGGCGCGGUUCCACCAGUUCUACGGAGUGCGGGGCAAAAAGUCCAUCCAGACAAAAAGGCCAUUUGAUGUCAGUUUCAGGGGAAAAUUCAUUGGCGUGCGCGGCAAAAAGGACCUUAAGAACAGCGAUGCAAAGGUCAAGUUUUUGCCGGACGGGCCCUGGGCCAAACGGAGGGCUCAAAUGAACGGAUUCUUCGGAAUGCGUGGCAAGAAGUGGACUGAUGAUUCGAGCCUUGAAGUGGACUACACCAAUUAAUUUCUACAGCAUCAACGUUUUCCAAAAAUAUCUAGAUAAUUUUGUAUGUCUUUAUCCACUUGCCUGAAACAGUUAUAGGGACCCCAAUAGCUUAUUUUCAGAGGACAUAUCCUAUU